Molecule: messenger RNA, 1306 nt
Organism: Mollisia scopiformis
Lineage: Eukaryota; Fungi; Ascomycota; Leotiomycetes; Helotiales; Mollisiaceae
Product: putative NAD dependent epimerase/dehydratase
Exons: 2
Coding region: 135-1190 (351 amino acids)
Molecular function (GO): oxidoreductase activity, acting on the CH-OH group of donors, NAD or NADP as acceptor
Source: RefSeq, a predicted model, not a curated record
CAUAUCUUGAGCCCUUCUAAACAGCGACACAAUUUAUUAUUAAAAGAAUUUCUUUGCCCCAACGAGUUGGUUGUCGGUAGAUACUUGAUCUAUUCCCACACGACGUCACAGAUUCACUUUCUCUCUAUUCCGGCAUGGCAUCAGAGUCGCAGGCGCUUUUGGUGCUUGUCACCGGCGGCUCGGGGUUCAUCGGCUCAUACUGCAUCAUCGCCCUUCUCAACGCAGGAUACCGAGUGCGUGCGACUAUCCGCUCUCUUUCCAAGUCCUCCGCGGUGAAAGAGUCCCUCAAGCAUGGCAGUCUCACAGAUUCAUCUCUAGAGAGCCUCUCCUUCGUUAGCGCCGACCUCAGUAGCGACGAAGGCUGGGACCAAGCAGUCGUAGGUUGUAGCUACGUUCUGCAUGUUGCUUCACCUUUCCCGCCCCAGCUGCCUAAACACGAAGACGACCUCAUUAUCCCCGCUCGAGACGGAACCCUCCGAGUUCUGAAGGCCGCAAAAUCUGCUGGCGUUAAACGUGUCGUAUUGACGUCCUCCUUCGCAGCAAUUGGCUACGGACAUCCAUCCCGGACUACACCUUUCACUGAAGAGUCGUGGACAGACAUUACUAAGUCUAAUGUCACGCCAUACGAAAAGUCCAAGACCAUCGCGGAGCGGGCUGCCUGGGACUUUGUCAGCUCUCCAGAGGGUCAAGGGCUCCAACUAAGUGUCGUCAACCCGGUAGCUGUUCUGGGUCCCGUCCUCAGCAAUGACUUCUCGCCUAGUAUUCUCCUCGUUCAACGUCUUCUCAAGGGCGACCUUCCUGGCUGCCCAGAUAUAAUGUUCGGUAUUGUUGACGUGCGAGAUGUCGCUUCACUGCACCUGCUAGCCAUGACUAGCCCUGCCGCGGCAGGUGAACGUUUUCUGGCCAUCGCACCUUCUGCUAUGACAGUGCAAGAGGUUGCGAUCACAUUGAAGCAGAGACUACCAGAGUUGUCAAAGAAGACCCGUACAAGAACCCUACCGGACUUCCUGGUUCGACUUGUCGCUCUCUUUGACCCGGAAGUUGCGUCUAUUGCAGCGCACCUCGGCAAGAAGAAGUACCCAACAAACGAGAAGGCUAAGAGGGUCUUAGGAUGGGAGCCGAGAAGCAGGGAAGAUGCAAUCACGGCAACGGCUGAGUCAUUGGUAAAGUUGGGUUUGGUAAAGAAGUAAAGGUCUCAUGUAGAGAGCUUGUGGCUCUGGGAUGAAGCCUCAAGACGAACAUACACACCUUAUUGAUGGAAAGGUCCAGAGAAGACCAUCGAUCAGCUUCAAGCUUCACUUGCCUG